Bursaphelenchus okinawaensis is the source of this 835-nucleotide messenger RNA. The record is from the annotation of a GenBank genome assembly. NCBI's taxonomy places the organism in Eukaryota, Metazoa, Nematoda, Chromadorea, Rhabditida, Aphelenchoididae.
AUGAGGCUAUAUCUUCAGUUUUUCGCGGUAUUUUUGAUUUUAUUCGUUGUUGUGUUGGAGGCUGAGCGAGCGAACAAAGAAGGGCCAAAAAGUAAGGUUAAUGUGGUUGAAUUGAUUUGAAAUCUUAAGUGGAGUUAGAGGAGAUAUUGAACUUUGAAAUGGGCAUAAAUUUGAAAAGUUAUCUAUUGCAUUUCAUUUUCCUUUAUCUUGUUUCUUCUUUGAACUAUUAUAUUAUAGUAGGUGGCAGAUAAACCAUCGAAACGUUAUGUUAAUGUGCUCGUAUUUUCAUGAUCAUUUGGGCUAAUGUAGGGAAGAGAAUCAGCUUUCAAAUGAGUAUAAAUACGAAACGUUAGCUUUACUUUAUCAUGGCCAUUUGGCCUGUUCUCUUCACAUAUGCUAUAAUAUUCAUAGUGGGUUUGAAUGAAAAAUUCAAAAAGUGCAGUAAUUGCCAUCAGAUCUUUAUAUUUUAGGUAGUUAUAGAGUAGAUAAUAAGCUUUAAAAUAACCAUAACCACAAGUACUCAAACGUAGACCCAUCUUUUGUAGGAGACAAACAAGUUCCAGGAAACCGGCCGAAUCGCCAUCACAAAAACGAGCAAAAAGAGCACAAGCAUCAGCCAAAUAAAAAGCUAGAAAAUAAGCCACUACCAGCUCCGCAACGACCUGUCAGACCAUACCCACAAAAGGUUCAACAACAGGGUCCGGGUCAAAACGAGCUGCCACCGGUUGACGGCCAACAACCUCGAUAUCAAGCUGAAGAGACGGAGGAGGGCGACAUUCGAGUGAGUGUGGUGUUGAAGCAGAAGAAGAAGAAGAAGACAUUGACUGAAAACUGA